GCGGGCUCAGAGGUCGUGGGGAUCAGGACCGGGUGCGGGUGCGGGUGGAGCAGGAGGGCCAGCCAUGCGCUGCUCCUUGCGCGUCUGGGUACUGCUGGGGUCCCUGGCCCUGCUCUUCCUCACCUCCCUGCUCUUCUCCCUCUCCCUCCGGGGCGGCACUGGGUUGCCAUACCUGGAUCCCCCGAGCUGGGAGGAGUCUCGGCGGGUCAAGCUGGUGCCCAGCUACACCGGCACCCACCGGCUCGGCCCACAAGGGGGCGGCCAGCCCAAAACCUGCGCCUGCCAGCGCUGCGUGGGGGACCCCGGCGUCUCGGAAUGGUUCGACGAAAAUUACGACCCUGAUAUCUCACCCGUCUGGACCCGGGACAACAUCCAGCUUCCUUCCGACGUGUACUACUGGUGGGUGAUGCUGCAGCCACAGUUCAAGCCCCACAGCAUACAGCAGGUGCUGUCGCGCCUCUUCCAGGUGAUCCCGGGCCACUCCCCCUACGGGUCCUGGGACCCCGGCCGCUGCCAGCGCUGUGCCGUGGUGGGGAACUCCGGCAACCUGCGGGGGGCGGGGUACGGCAGGUUGAUUGACAGGCACAACUUCGUCAUGAGGAUCAACCUGGCUCCCACGGUGGGGUACGAGGAGGACGCCGGCAGCCACACCACCCACCACUUCAUGUACCCCGAGAGCGCCAAGAACCUGGCGGCCAACGUCAGCUUCGUCCUGGUGCCCUUCAAGACCUUGGACCUUCUGUGGAUCACUAGCGCGCUGUCCACCGGCCAGAUACGCUUUACCUAUGCUCCAGUGAAGCAGUUCCUACGUGUUGAUAAAGACAAGGUCCAGAUAUACAACCCCGCGUUCUUUAAGUACAUCCAUGACCGCUGGACCCGGCACCACGGCCGCUACCCCUCCACAGGCAUGCUGGUCCUGUUCUUCGCUCUGCACGUGUGCGACGAGGUGAAUGUAUUUGGCUUUGGGGCCGACAGCCGGGGCAAUUGGCACCACUAUUGGGAGCAGAACCGGUAUUCCGGCGAGUUCCGCAAGACGGGGGUCCACGAUGCUGACUUCGAGGCCCAGAUCAUAGACUCCCUGGCCAAGGCCGGCAAGAUCACCGUGUUCCCCGGGAAGUGAGGCGGGCGGAACGGCAGGAAGUGAAAGCUACAUUACCCAUCAGCCACUAGGCUCUCUGCUUGCAUGUUCAUGCACAUGGGCUCUGGGUGAAGUGGGGCCCCAGUAGUAGUAAACCAGGAUCCAAAACCCCUAAUCAUAACACCGCGGACGUUUCUGAGACUGAUCCUGGAUCAGUGCUUGGGGCCAUUAUCUGCCUAGAGAAAUACUCUUCAAACCUCUUAUCACUUUAGAGCUUGAACAUGGGAGCAGAUUUGGGACGUUCUACCACCUGCUGCAGAGAUCAGGAUUUUGAACUGGUGUCCCAGUAUCGCCCCCUGCAGGCUAACAGCCCUCCCCUCUGUGUCAGGAAAGCAUUCCUGGGAGAACGGAGAGGACUGCGCUCUGUCAAUCAAAGGGUUGGCCUGCCAAGUAUGGCUCCUUUUCAACCAAUUUACUGUCAGUUUGCGCAGUGGGGGCCUGAACAAUCACACGCCUUUGGAGGUGAACCUCAAAGCCAGACUCCGCAGACUCCCCCACUCAUCUGGCCUGCAAAGUGGGCGGGGACUUUGACUCCAGGACCGCCCUGCACAAAGCAAAGAUGGUCACUAAGGGGAGCCAGAGAGUGAAGUUUACGUGCUCUUUUGACUAAAGGACUUUCACCAAUAAUUAUAUUUCUGUUUGUCAGUUCUAAAUGGUAAAGCCCUGGCAUCACUUUGGGCCAAGCCCAAAAGGCAUGUUUGGGCUGCACCAUCAGCGGUUUUCCUUUCUUAGCUUUUGCUCAUUUGUUUUAUUUGGGUUCGAUUUGAAGCCCUCGUGUUCUGCUCCUCUUUUUGUGCGGUCAGAGGUCAUGUGACUGACAGGCCUGCUGAUUGGGUUUGGAGGUGAAGGCGGGCUGCACCGCAGUCACACCCUGGUGUCUUGAUAUAGGUGCUCUCUGAUUGGCUGCAAUGUCUGAUUGGUUCAAGCUUUCUGACUUAGCCGAAUAGAAGGUCACUGAGGUAGCUUAACUAUGACACGCAGUCUACACAGGUGCACACACGCCUUCAGCAUCAAUGCAGGCACAUAUUCGAGACCUGAACGAGAUGUCAUUGUUCAGACAACAGAUGGAACGCAGUUGUCAGCACAGGCACAUAAUAGACACCACUGCAGUGAUAGCAGCUGAUGCAUGCAUGCACACACACAGUUAGCAACAACACAGGCACAUACUCUGAGGUAACAUGAUGUUGCUGCUGUUGUGACUGGCGAGCAUAACCUACAUACAGGCACUCAAACAUGAACACACACGGUACAGUUCCAGAGUACACACUAGAUGUUACCUUCUGGAAGCACCUGAGGUCCCGGUUCCAACCUCUCUCCACUUAGCGGCAGCAGAUGUGUGACAUCAUCAGAUGUUGUCAUGAUGCAGAUUCCGCAUAUCUAAAGCCCUUGCCAUUCCACCACUUUUUGUUCCCUGAAUUGGGACUCAGUUCAGCGAUAUCUUUAUCGAGCGACGGCUCGGCGAGCGGCACCGACGUCUCCUUUUUUCAAACGAAGGAACCGCGGGAGCCGCAGACGUCGGCCUCGCCCGCGCGCCACGGGCGUACAGCGCCACGGAGGGGCGCGGAGCGAAACAUCGGGCAGGCAUCGAUUUUCUGCCCCGACGUUUUUUUUCCUCACGCCGCGCUGCCAUGGAAACCCUACCGAUGUCAGUCGAGAGCGCGGGUGCCAGUCGAUCCCGCCGCCGCGCGGGAGCGGGGACCAGAAGGCUUCAACUUUGACAUGGCCGCCCUUCGCCUCCUGUUCUCCCCGCUCGUUUCUUUAUCGCCGUCUGCCCGGUCCCACGCGAUUUCUGCUUGUACGCUGUUUCCGUGACAACAUCAGAUUUUUUUUUUUUUAAAGGAAGAGAAGCUAAAAGCAAAAAAAAAAAAAAAAAGCCUGCAGUUUAGAUUUCUUUUUUUUAAAGGAGUAGCCUACGAAUGUAUGAAAUCAGGGGUCUGUCUGUGUGUGGGUGUGUGAGAGACUGUCUGCAGCACACACAUUGCUUUGUCUUUCUGCAAGUUUUGAUUUUCAGGUAGAUCCCAAGAACACAGAUAUGCAUAUUGUCUGUAGGUUGUGCACACAGGAGCACACACACACACACACACGCACACAGACACACACACACACACAGACACACACACGCCCUAGUGCCUUUUCCCUGCAAGCUAGUUAUUUGCUUCACAGGGUGCUCCUAAGCACUCUCUCUUAUGCCUCCCUGCAUUGUCCCGCCACUAGGGGGGCACUCUCCAAUGUCACAGUUUAUUACAAUGUAUAAUGCAUGUGUAUGUGAAUGAUUGAUAUAUAUAUCAAAUAAGGCCCAUGUAAAGGGGAGGUCAAGCAGUCAUUCACUAUAUACUAUUGGGCUGCUUCCUCCAUCUUUCCAACUUUCCAACCUGGUUUUCAGUCUGGGACAGUGCAGGGAUCCAGUCAGCACAUACGCUUACACACACACACACACACACACACACACACAAACAAGGGGGCAUUCAUCAUUAUUUUCCCAAAUGGAACAGGCCCCAGUUCCCCAGUCUGGCUGCUGCUGCAUCUCCCCAUUGUAUGAUGAGGGGAGGUCACAUUCAUUUACCCCCCCCCCCCCCCCCCCAACCAGACCUGCCGCCUCUCCGUCCCACCUCCUUUGAGAUUCCCCCACCCCACCUCUCCCCAAUCCCAUUCCCUCAACACAAUGCCUCUCUUCCUGUUUUUUUCCAGAGAGGGUUACCAUGACGAUGGCGUGCCUUUUUUAAACCGCGAAUUAGAAUCACUGCGUCCUUUUCACACUCUGUACAUUUACCAUGUUCGCCCGACUCCCUUUUUUAUAAGCCUCUGAAAAAAAGGAAGGUGCUGAAAACGGAGACACCAGGAGAGAGAGAGAGAGAGAGAGAGAGAAAUUACUUCAGCUCUCUGUCACUGGGUGCUAGAGAUCAGACCAUUCCCACCUUUUAUUCACCGUUUUCUAUUUCUCUCUCUUUCCUGGGAGAACAAAGAUGCUCACCUUUUUCUUCUCAUUUUUACAUUUUUAUCUUUUAAAAUCUAUUUUUAUUUGAUCUUUAUUUUACCAGGCAGGACAAUUAACCUUGGAAUCUUAUUUACAGUGAUGGCCUGGCAUUGUUACAUUACCUGGCAUUGUUACAUUACCUGGCAUUGUUACAUUACCUGGCGUUGUUACAUUACCUGGCAUUGUUACAUUACCUGGCGUUGUUACAUUAUCUGGCAUUGUUACAUUACCUGGCAUUGUUACAUCACCUGCCGUUGUUACAUUACCUGUCGUUGUUACAUUACCUGCCAUUGUUACAUUAUCUGGCAUUGUUACAUUUUUAAUUUUGCGACUUACCUGACCCUAUUUUGUGAGUUGAGAUACAGAGAUCUCUGACAAUAGCACCUGAACAUAAAAUAUGUUUAUAGUUACAUAUCCCUCCACCACAGGCACUUUCUUUUGUCAUAUCAAGGACAGCUCUUCUGCCACCCUUACAAUAUUUUCAGUAUGUGACAAGAGAACAAAAUUGAUGUGCAAUAUUUCACCAAAGAGUGUUAUGGUGACAGUCGUCAUAUUGCUCCAGUUGUUUUUGGGCCUGUUUAUUUAGAAUUUAUGUUGCAGCUCAUGAUUAACCCCCUUCCAAACCACUCUGAAGGGUUUUUGCCACAUUCUCUCAACGGUGGUUCUCUGAUUGGCUCAGAGACUCACUCUAGGGAAGCUCAUAGGCUCAAGAGGCUUGCAGGAUUCAAAUAGUUUUCAUCCCAGACUCUGCCAAAUUCCCCUCUUCCCCCAUCGCAAACCGUUGACACUUUGUCACAUUUCCCUUUGUGAUGUCGUGACCUGUACGGCACGUGGAUGGGCUGCAGCUGUGGGCUCAGCGAAUACCACUGUCCGUGGAUGGGCUGCUACAGUGGAAUACCACUGUUCGUCUGAUUUAAAUAUCAGUGAAUCCCAACAAGCCUGGCGGUCCCACGCACGUCCCUGUUCACAACACAGCUAACCCUUUGAGCCCCUGCGCAGCCUCUGAAUAUAACCUGAUGGAAACACCGCCACCUACUUGCGGUGGUGGCUAAAAUGUACAUUUUUAUUAAAGCAUCUGAAAUGACUCGGGAGUCUCUGGGCUCAUUCCAAUUGCUUAUUAUUCCCCUCUUUGUCUCCUCGGUCCUUGCCUGAUCUGGAAAUCGAACAAGGUCCAUCUUUUUGGUCUUUCCAACCUGUUAAUUGCUCCUUGACUGAGCCAGGAGUAAAGAGCGAGUAGGCUCCCAAAGGAUGCUUGAGCGAGGAAACAUGAGUGCAUCUUUAGUAAGUGGAAGUAUUUUUUUCUGAACGUGACGUAUAAAUGAUUGACCUGUGGAUCCACCUCUCCGCAUCUGCCACGUCUGUAAUUGAUGUGGUUUCAGUCUGCCGCUUCACUGAAAAAGGACGUUCCACUUGCCAGGUUCAUGUUUCCUCGAUUCCUCCAUCCUUGUGUCCUUUCCUUGCGUCCUCUGACGGGUGGAGCUAAGGAGCGAGGGAAAGGACACGAGGAAAGGAUGCGUGGAGGGAAAAUAAGCGCUUGGAAUGAACCCUCUCUCUCCAACUCAUUCAGAAAGUCAUUCUGGGAGUUUUCUUAAAAUUUGAAAAUGUUUUUAAGGGUCUUGUUGAAGUGUGAUGGGGAGGUGAGGGGGCAGAGAGGGGAUCUACUGACGCCCCCCUCCCCCCGUCCCACAGGACACAUGCGUCUGGCACACUUUAUUUACCAACGACACAAACUGUACAUACUCUGAGUGUUACUGCUCUUAGGACUGUCAUCAGUGUUAUGAUUAUCAUUUGAUCUGUCCUUUCCUUUUAUAACCACAAUUUACCUGUGCGACAAAGGACUGUUUUUAUCUUAUGCUAUUGUAAAAAAAAUAAAUGUGACGGUGAAAGGACA
This is a messenger RNA of Anguilla anguilla (European eel), 6003 nucleotides long. RefSeq names its product ST3 beta-galactoside alpha-2,3-sialyltransferase 2 (gene st3gal2). Gene Ontology annotation, molecular function: beta-galactoside (CMP) alpha-2,3-sialyltransferase activity. The transcript has 6 exons. The record is from RefSeq and is a predicted model, not a curated record. Lineage: Eukaryota; Metazoa; Chordata; Actinopteri; Anguilliformes; Anguillidae. Bases 65 to 1120 code for a protein of 351 amino acids.